This is a messenger RNA of Venturia canescens, 823 nucleotides long. Its product is annotated as rhodanese domain-containing protein CG4456-like. The transcript is spliced from 4 exons. Lineage: Eukaryota; Metazoa; Arthropoda; Insecta; Hymenoptera; Ichneumonidae. The coding region runs from base 162 to 731 and encodes 189 amino acids. The record is from RefSeq and is a predicted model, not a curated record.
CUUGUCUUAUACUGUUCUCUUAAAAAACAACGCCUCUUUUCAAUCCGGGCUGAAGAUUAUAUUACGUAAUCUGAUCUCAAUAUUGAAAUGUAAACCGAAAACCAAAUUCGCGAUAUUAGUCAACAAAGAUUCAUCUCAAAUAGAACCUCAAUACCGUCAUCAUGUUCUCGCGGAACGCACUGCAGUUGGCUAGCAAAAGUUUUCGCUCGUCGUCAUUGUCGUCCCUUUAUUCGACAUGUUCGAAAACAAAAAGCAUUCUCAACUGUGACAGUUUUCGACAAAAUGAAAGACCGAAAGCUGAAACGCAACAAUUUUUUCAACGACUUUCAACGUCAACUGGUCCAUCUUUCGAAACUACUCAUACAAUGGACGGUGCUGGGGAUCGUAAGGUUUUGACCGCCGACUACAAUGAACUCGUUGAAGCACAAAAAAAAGGCGAUCUUAUUAUAGACGUCAGAGAAGAUAGUGAAAUCAAUGAAACGGGGAAAUUGCCUGGUAGCAUUCAUAUUCCUAUGGCUAAUGUUACCAAUCUUUUGACGAGUCUCUCAGACGAGGCCUUUAAAAGUAAAUACGAAAAAUCCAAACCUACUAAAGAUACAAAAAUCAUACUUAGCUGCAGGUCAGGAAUGCGAAGUGGAAAAGUCCAAGAAGAAAUGCAGAAAUUAGGCUAUGAAAACGUCUACAAUUACAAGGGUGGUUGGCUUGAUUGGGAAAGCAAACAAAAAUUGUAAAACCACUGUAGAAUGUUAAAAGAUAUUUUGCCUUUCAUAUUUCUACGAUGAAUAACUGAAGCUGAAUGAGAAUAAAAUUGAUCAAAACUUAA